AUGGUCCACACUCUGCAUUACAUGAAUUUUCAGUUGAUCCAAUUAUUGGAGUGGGCUCGUUGCGGGGAGGACUUUUUGUCAGCAGUACCAACACUCUUAUGGGCGGCAGGUUCAGCUGCGUUUGCGCAUCGCGUUGUUUCCACAAUAUUCAAAAGAUUCAUGUUCCGUCGGAUACCGCUAUGGGAAAUUAUUUUACAGGACUCAGUAGUACUGUCAAGAGAGGAGAUAGAAGGUCGGAAGGUCAUGCAGCAAUGCGUCAUUUGGUUGUGCGGUAUCUCACCUCUUGCUCUAUUCUAUCACACUAGACCGAGACCGAUAGCUCCACCACUAAUGAUAUGGAUAACCACCAGCCCCUGGCAGCGCCGAGAGAUGGGACCCUAUGGCUACUAUCUCCACAGACCCCCGUCGCUGGAAAACCCCCUAACCACAAUUAGAGAACAAGCCAUAGCUCUGCGCAGAGCCUACAGCGAUUCUAGAACUAUAAUAAAAGAACCACCCAAAAAGAGAAGGAACUCAAAAUCAGUGUAG
This is a messenger RNA of Leptosia nina, 528 nucleotides long. The record is from the annotation of a GenBank genome assembly. Lineage: Eukaryota; Metazoa; Arthropoda; Insecta; Lepidoptera; Pieridae.